AUGGCUACUACCAAGGCUAUCAUUGUUUGCGGCGCAACUGGCAAGCAGGGCGGCUCUGUACUCAAGCAGCUCGCGACACAUUCUGAGAGCUCUCAAUACACGCUUCUUGCCGUCACGCGUGAUAUCAAAUCUAGCUCCGCAAAACGCAUCACAGACAAUUAUCCAAGCGUCAAACUCGUGCAAGGCAACCUCGACGAUGUCCCAUCUUUAUUCGCAUCCGCCAAGGCUGCACUGAAAGAAGGCGGCAAGGAAGAGAAGAUAUGGGGGGUAUACUCCGUCCAGAUCUCCAUGGGACCCGGUACCAGCGUGGAGGGCGAGAUCAAGCAGGGUACCUCCCUUAUCGACGAAUCGAUCAAGGAAGGCGUCACACACUUCGUCUAUUCCUCCGUGGACAGGGGUGGCAACCAGCGCAGCUUCGAGAACAAGACGCCGAUCCCGCAUUUCCAGACAAAGUACCAGAUUGAGCAGCAUCUGCUUGAAAAGGCUGGCAAGAAGGGGGAGAACAUGGGAUGGACGAUUCUGCGUCCUGUGGCUUUCAUGGAUAAUCUGGAGCCCGGUAUACCGACAAAGGUCUUCCUCGCUGCGCUUCGAGAUACGCUGCAAGGCAAGGCACUGCAAUGGGUUUCUGUCGAAGAUAUCGGUAUCUUCGGUGCGAGAGCCUUCCGGGAGCAUGAGAAGUGGAAUGCUCGUGCUGAAGCGCUUGCAGGCAGUGAACUCACCAUGGAUGAGAUGAAUGACUGCUUUCAGCGAGCCAUUGGUAGCCCAUGGGCGGUUACCGAGAUGAGCAUCAUGAUUACAUGGUUCGCCUCUGAGGGGUACGGUGCUGAUAUUGAGGCACUGAGGAAGGAAGAGCCGAAGCUGUGCGAUUUCGAGACUUGGCUGCGUGAGAGGAGUGGUUGGAAGUCGCAGGUUGUUGCGAAAUAG
Molecule: messenger RNA, 924 nt
Organism: Parastagonospora nodorum SN15
Lineage: Eukaryota; Fungi; Ascomycota; Dothideomycetes; Pleosporales; Phaeosphaeriaceae
Exons: 2
Coding region: 1-924 (307 amino acids)
Source: RefSeq, a predicted model, not a curated record